This is a messenger RNA of Lagopus muta (rock ptarmigan), 1803 nucleotides long. RefSeq names its product tetratricopeptide repeat protein 5-like. Gene Ontology annotation, molecular function: protein binding. The record is from RefSeq and is a predicted model, not a curated record. NCBI's taxonomy places the organism in Eukaryota, Metazoa, Chordata, Aves, Galliformes, Phasianidae.
CAGCGGAAGGGGGGCGGGAACUGAGCGGCGAUGGCGGCGGUGGAGGAGGAGGAGGAGAGCGGCGAGGCGGCGGCGGACGGCGAAGGGGACGGGGAGGCGCUGAGGGCGAUGGAGGAAAUGGUGGCAGAGCUGUACCGCUUCCGGGACACCGUACUGCACGGCAAUGGCGGCGGCCAUGAUGGUAGAGGCGGCGGCCAUGAUGGCGGCCAUGAUGGUGGAGGCGGCUAUGAUAGAGGCGGCCAUGAUGGUGGAGGCGGCCAUGAUAGAGGCGGCCAUGAUGGUGGAGGCGGCGGCCAUGAUGGUGGAGGCGGCGGCCAUGAUGGUGGAGGCAGCCAUGAUAGAAGCAGCCAUGAUAGAAGCGGCCAUGAUGGUGGAGGCAGCCAUGAUAGAAGUGGCCAUGAUGGAGGCAGCCAUGAUAGAAGCGGCCAUGAUGGUGGAGGCAGCCAUGAUAGAAGCGGCCAUGAUAGAAGCGGCCAUGAUGGUGGAGGCAGCCAUGAUAGAAGCGGCCAUGAUAGAAGCAGCCAUGAUGGAGGCAGCCAUGAUAGAAGCGGCCAUGAUAGAAGCGGCCAUGAUGGUGGAGGCGGCCAUGAUGGCGGCCAUGAUGAUGAUGAUGGCGGCGAGGUCAAAGGUGGGGACGGGACGAAGACAAUGGCGGCGCUGGAGGAGGAGAUGGAGCGCGUCGUGCAGCGCAUGGAGAGCAUGCGGGUAUCCCCGCAGGCUGUACCCCGUGCCCUAUACCUUCGGGGUCGGGCCCUGCUGGCCGCCCCAUUGGGUUCGGUUCGAGCCGAAGCCUUGCUGGGACGGGCCCUGAAACUGGAACCUGGGCUGAGCGCCGCCUGGACCCUGUUAGGGGAAACGCUUUGGGGUCGGGGGGACCUGGAUGGGGCCAGGGCCUGCUUCCGUGGGGCGCUGCAGCACGGCGAGGACGCUGAGGCUCGCCGCCUGCUCUCCAUGGCGCUGCGGCAAAGCGACGGCGCGGCGGCGCUGCGGGAGAGCCUGAGGCACGCCGAGGCCGCUGUGCGGUGCCAGCCCUGCGACGGCAGGAACUGGUAUGUGCUGGGCAACGCCUACGUGUCGCUGUUCUUCGCCGGGGGGCAGCGCCCCGAAGUGGCCAGGAGGGCUUUGGGGGCUUAUGGACAGGCGGAAAAAGUUGACCCGACGGCCGCCUCCAAUCCCGACCUCCACCUCAACCGCGCCACGCUGCUGCAGUUCGAAGAGAACUACGGGGCCGCCCUGGAUGGCUACGCGCGGGCUGCGGCUCUGGCUCCUGAUUGGCCCGAGCCGCGCAUGCGCCGUGCCAGGCUGCUGGAUUACUUGGGGCGGAUCUGCGCCGCCCUGGGUGCAGCGGGCAAGGCCCGGGGCCGGAGGCGCAGGGCGCUGUCGCCGUCGCUGCUGGGAUCUCUGGGGGAAGCCGUGACCCCGAUGGCGGCGCUGGGGGACGGGGACAACGUGGGGCGGGCGCUGCUGGGCCGAGUGCUGGGCUGCGUGCUGCCCGACGAGAGAGUGCCCAUCGCUGUGGGGCUGUCGGAUGGGACGGGCUCGGUGGUGCUGAGCGUUUACAACGCGGCCCCAGGAUGGGGGUUGGCCGUGGGGGACGCAGUCGCCGUGGGGCAGCCCCACGUCCGCCGUCAUCACAUCCAGCAUCAGGGCAAGACGUUCUCCUUCGUGGGGGUCCGCAUCCCCUCCCCACUGGCGCUGAUGGUCAAUGGCCGCCGCCCCCCCCCGGCUCCGCAGUCGCCGCCCCCCCGCCUGUCCUGCAGCUGCGCCCCCGACAGCCCCUCGUUAGAGCGUUAAUUAACGAAG